This is a messenger RNA of Mytilus californianus (California mussel), 769 nucleotides long. Its product is annotated as mitotic-spindle organizing protein 2B-like. Lineage: Eukaryota; Metazoa; Mollusca; Bivalvia; Mytilida; Mytilidae. Gene Ontology annotation, cellular component: spindle; centrosome. Bases 196 to 561 code for a protein of 121 amino acids. The record is from RefSeq and is a predicted model, not a curated record. The transcript is spliced from 3 exons.
UUGAAGUGAAGUGAAGUAUGUCCAAACACUAACCAGCUAACCGGCUUGUUUCAAUAUACAUGUAUAUGUUCAAUCUAUGCAGACACAUCAAGACCAAUUAUUGAAACUGAUGAUUGAAAGGUUAUUUCAAAAGUAAAAUAUAUGAGGCAGAUUUUACCUAUGUAGAAAGGUGUUUACGAAUGACUUGAUCUUACAAUGUCACAACAAACACUCAAAUAUACAUUACUGAGUAAAAAUGUUCUCACUUUGGAUGAAGCAGAGUUGUAUGAACUUUCACAGCUAGCAGGCAUCACACUUGAUCCAAGUGUUUUCAAGAUAAUACUAGAUUUGCUGAAAAUGAAUGUUGCUCCUACAGCAGUGCUCCAAAUGUUAAUGUCUAUGCUUGGACAACAGAGAAGGAAACCAGUUCUGUCAGCUGGAGAACGUGGAAAAGAAAAUGGACAAGGUCGAACAAUAGACAGUGAUCCCCGAUAUGAUAGGAAUCGUGAACAAAGAGCAAGAUCAGGAUCAAGAGGGAGAGUUCUAUCAGGAUCAUCAAAAAGAACAGACUAUAGGAGAUGAUGAACACUUAUUGUUAAGAUGCACUGUAUUUUUAAAUAAAUAGGAAUUUGUAAAUAACAUUUCUGUAUUAACCUAUGAAUAAUAAGCUUAAAAUUUAUUAUACAUGUAAAAAUGACAGAUAAUGGUCAUUGAUGCACUUGGUUGUGAAAAAUAGAUGUAUGUAUAGUUAUUGGGAUAACAUGGAUAAUAAACAUAUUGAUACAAAAUA